This is a messenger RNA of Suillus subaureus, 1236 nucleotides long. RefSeq lists its product as uncharacterized. The record is from RefSeq and is a predicted model, not a curated record. The transcript has 4 exons. The annotation marks the transcript as partial. NCBI's taxonomy places the organism in Eukaryota, Fungi, Basidiomycota, Agaricomycetes, Boletales, Suillaceae.
AUGACAUGGAUGAAUUCCAGCAGCAAUCAGAAAUUGGAAAUGGAAGUAAUGCACCUGGUUAAAGAUGUGAUUCAUGCAGAAGACUUCAAUCCCAGGGACCUGGAUGGAUUUUCGGUGAGAAGAUGUUUACACGCAUUGGACAAUCACGGAGAGCAUGGGGCUGUCACUUUUCCAGAUGACUGGGUGGAGUUGGAUAUUACCCUUGACAUACUGACAAAGUCAAAAGACGAUCCGUCCAGGUCAUUUAGCAUCCCGGGAUUUCAUUAUCGGCCACUUGUAGCCAUGAUUUGUUCCGCAUUUGCUGACAUUCAAGCUAGUGCAUUCCAUCUUUUUCCCUUCAAGUGCUUGUGGAAAGACCUGCUGGAUGAUCAUCAAGAAUGUGUGUUUGAUGAGCUGUAUUCUUCUGACUCUUGGCUAGAAGCUCAGGAGGAACUGCAAAGGCAGCUGAGAGAACCUGGCUGCUCACUCAAGUGCAUGAUCGCUGGACUCAUGUUAUUUUCCGACUCAACUCAUCUAGCAAAUUUCGGAAUGGCCAAGGCUUGGCCCCUUUACUUAUAUUUUGGAAAUUUGAUGAAGUACACACGCUCAGCACCUAAAUCUGGUGCUUGCCAUCUUGUUGGCUUUUUACCUUCCAUAGACAAUGUCAAGGAUGUCCUUAGCACCUUACCUCAGAUAUCAAAAAGUGGCAUGGCAGUGCUUCAUGUGCAUUGCCGGCAAGACUUGUUCCAUGCAUGUUGGAAACAUUUACUUGAUGCAGACUUUCUUCAAGCAUACCGCCAUGGAAUAGUACUCCAGUGUCCGGAUGGCAUAUUGAGAAGGGUAUUCCUGCGUGUCUUCACAUAUUCGGCUGAUUAUCUGGAGAAGUUUUUAAUAGCGACGAUAAAGGACAUGGGCUCAUGCCCAUGUCCACGCUGUCUCAUUCCAAAGGCCUCUUUUGAUCUCCUUGGUCUGUUUGGAGACAUGCAAGAUCGCCUAGUUAACGUUCAGACUUACUGUCUAGUGGAAGUAACCAAGGCCCAUGGAUUUAUCUAUACAUUCAGAAAUACGGUUGAUGGUUCAAAGGUACAGAAGGCUCUUGGAGAAGGGUCAUGGGUUCCAACCGUGGUGAAAUGCAUUUGCAGAAAACUUGGGCCUUUAGGACUCGACACAUUUCACAUGCUUGUUAUUGAUUUCAUGCACGAAUGCGAACUAGGUACAUGGAAAGUGUUGUUUACACAUCUCAUUCGUUUACCUUAC